Cicer arietinum (chickpea) is the source of this 1319-nucleotide messenger RNA. The record is from RefSeq and is a predicted model, not a curated record. NCBI's taxonomy places the organism in Eukaryota, Viridiplantae, Streptophyta, Magnoliopsida, Fabales, Fabaceae.
UUCAAAAAAUCUGCGCCGUUCAGCCUCCAACCCGCGAGCACCACCCUUGUUUUGGUUACAUUCUUCAUCUUCGUCACAACAAAUGGCAAAGGAAUUGUUGAGUCUUGAAAAUGGCACAACAUGUUCAUCUUGGAACUACUCUUCCACGAGACUCGCUGCUGGUUCCGUUGAUGGCACAUUUUCAAUCUUCGAUUUCCAUGACCCUCCUUCUUCUUCCUCUCUGACCUCUACUUUCAAGUCUAAGGUUCAUGAAGGAAACAUUGUGAAGAUAGUUUGGGUUCCGCCGGAGUAUGGUGAUGCAGUUGCAUGUAUUUCUGCUGAUGGAAUUGUUUCAUUAUUAGAAGAGAUUGUCGAAGACUCACAGCCUCUUCAGUGGAAAAUUUGCAAAACCUUUAGAAGCAAUGCUAGCAAAGUUCUUGAUGUUCAAUUUGGAAUCUCUUCUACUCGUUUGAAAAUGGUUGCUGCAUAUUCAGAUGGUCAUGUGAGAAUUUUUGAGCUCUUGGAUCCUUUGGAACUAAGAAGUUGGCAGCUUCAGGCUGAAUUUCAAAAUGUUAUUGAAUCAGUGUCUUCAUUUGGAAAGGCUGUGUGCCUCUCUGCGUCCAUAUCUUUGAAUCCGCAAAAGGGUCAGGAAUCCAGCUUCAUUGUAGGUUUCAAUUCAAAUACACCAGAGCUUAAUUCUUCCAAGGUAUGGGAGUUUGACCAGGCUCAUCAGAGAUGGCUUCCCGUUGCAGAAUUAGCACUGCCCGAAGACAAGGGUGAUCAAGUUUACGCCGUCGCUUGGGCGCCAAAUAUUGGCAGACCGUAUGAGAUCAUCGCCGUCGCAACUCACAAAGGACUUUCAAUAUGGCACCUAGGAUUGAAUCCUGAUCAUAAUGGGAGACUUCCAGUAGAAAGAGUUGCACUGUUGUCUGGUCAUCAAGGAAUGGUAUGGCAAAUGGAGUGGGAUAUGAGUGGAAUGACAUUGGCUACUACAGGUAACGAUGGAAUGGUUCGAUUAUGGCAGUCAAAUCUCAACGGCGUUUGGCAUCAGCAAGCUGCGUUCGAACCUACUUCUUAGCAACCGUCGUAUGUUGAAGAUAAACCUCAAAUAUUUUGAGUGAUAAAUCUGCCUCUUUCAAUUUGUUGUAAGUAGUAUAGUAAGCUAGCAUGGAUUUUCCCCACACCACCAGGAUUAAUUAUUGAAUAGAACAAGACUUGUAUUAUGUUGUAGGUUAGAUGGACAACAUUCUCAUGUUACAUCAAAGAUAUUCAUGAAGAUAACUUUUCAAUGGUUGUGAUUAUCAAGAAUUACAAUUGCAACCGCUUGCCGUUCACACAAA